AAAUUAGAAUUCACAAAACAAAAUACCGGCAGUAGAGGAAAACACGGCGUGUUGGAUGCGUCAUCUUGUCAGAUUUCGCUUUUCGCGUUGGAGAAACGGGAAUAUCCGCUACAGAAUUCGUCGUUUUUAGUUCGCGGUUGUAGGAAUUUUACAAAACUAAAACAUCUCAUUUCGCAGACGACUCGGACAACAGAUAAUAUAUUAUAAGCGGUGCGUUUGAAUAAUUAUCAUUCAAAAUUUGACCUCUGUUCAGUGCGCUCCCAUUUUUGUGCUAAAAACUUGAUUUUCGUACCUGUUUAAUAUGAGUGUGGCUUAUACGGCUUUAGAUCAAGGACGCGGUGCAAGCCAACCAAGUGAUGACCAUUCUGCGAACAGUGCACCCAUGGCGAAGGCCGAGGUAGACGACAUCGAUGGUACUACCACAGAUGCGAUCAACGGAAGAAAUAAUGUUGACCCAGUUUCACAUACAACGGUACCGGACAUCUCCAUCACCGACACCAACGAACUCAAACUGAACACCGAAGACCACAUUGAUGGUCUUCAUUUGGGAGAUGAUCUCAAUAAUCACGAAAUCGAUGGAGUGCACCAUCUGAGGGACUUCCGAAUCGGUACCCCGCACUCAUCCAUGGCUCGCACAGGGUUGAAUUUUGACACAGAGUUAGGAAGUAUCGCAGGGGAAACUAUUCCUGAUAUCAACGUUUACCAACACAAAAAGACUUUGGCGCAAGGGAUGAUGGAUUUGGCGCUGUUUUCUGCCAAUGCCAAUCAGCUUCGUUACGUGCUGGACAGUUAUUCUAGACACCCUUACUUCUGGGGUAGUUGCAUCUGCAUCAUUUUGAGUUUGGGAUUACAGGUGGGCGUUGGCAUUGGACUAAUCUGGAACUCCCUAUAUAACGUUAAAGACGAAAAACAUUUACAUGUAGCCAACAAAAUAAACAAUUUCACGGUAAUUGGUAUCUUUUUAACGGUAGUUCUUAACGUCUUCAUCUCAGUCUUUGCAGUGCUUAGCCCAGAGCAAGUGUUCAUUCAAGUUCCACUAGGUCAACCUAUUCCCGUUAAUUCAACGGGGACAUGAACUUUAUAGAUGCCGAUACCUUCCUAGGGUUCAAGUGGAUUCUCUCUUAUGAUCCUGAUCUUAUCUUUAAAUUACAUACAGUACCUAAUAUUUAUCAAUUACUUGAUGAAGAUCUGCAUUAUGCCAACCAUACAAAAGUCCAUGACUAUUCAACAGAUCUGAUUUUUUGUAACAUAAUGUUUUAUAAUUAUUGUAGGCUACACUGACUGACAAAAAACGGGCAGCCGUGAAAAGUUUUAAAGCUAUUUAAAUGCAUUUAUUUUUUUCGAAUCCUGAGAAAACUAAUAAAUAUUUUUGAAAAAUUUAAAUGCAGAAUGAAAGAUUACAUUGUUACCGAGGACCGAAAGUCCCUUUGAAUAAACAAAAAGUUUCUUUUCUCUAUUUUUUGCCCCUGUAACUUAUUAAAAUAAACAUUGUAGAAGUUUUCAGGGACUUUCGGCCCUCGGUAUUUCUUUAAUUCUGCGCUUAAAUUUUACAAAAAUACUUAUUAGUUUUAUCAGGAUUUAAAAAAAUGCAUUUAAAUAGCGUUGGACAAAGAUUUUGAGCAUAUCCAUUUACUUCUAUACAGGGUGUUUGGUAAAGAAUGGGCCAUAGGUUAACCUGAGAUUCCUGAGGUUAAAAUAGGUCGAUUUAAGCUAACUUGCCUUAGUACGAAAGUUGAUAAUAACCGAAAUACAGGGUGUCAAAGUUAAACUUUUAUUUUAUUUAUUUUUGAAUAUUUCCCAACGGGCAUGGGAUAAUAACAUGAAAUUUGGUAAGCAGGGCUUUUUUGGGACAAGAAAUCUAAAUUUGCCACCAAAAAGAUGUAUUAUUCAGAGGGCGCCACAUACGCCUUUCAGUGCUCAUUUAAUAGGUUCAAUUUUUUUUUAUUACCCACUCUACAUACUUUUUGAAUCCAAACUUAUUAUCUUAAUAUUUUUAUUUAAAAAAGGUAUACUACGUUUAUCUCGCUAAACUCAACCGUUUUCGAGAUACAGCAGAACCCCGCAAAUCCGAACUAAUUGGGGGGACAGCCUGUUCGGAUUCCGAAAAGUUUGGAUUAUCCGAAAGUUAGCCUAACUAAUAAUUCAAAGCUUUCGUUUUCGUUGAUUUUGAGUCACAAAACGUUCUCGCAAGAGUGUGGACGGUGGACAAUAUUUUUGGACUAAGUUGACUGCAAGGAAACCGAAGUAAGUUUAUAUUUAACAUUUAUAAGCACUACGUUUACGUAGUUUACGCACUUACGUUUACGAACAUGUAAACCGAAUGGAACCAGAUAGAUUAGCGAACAUCUGUAAAAACAACAGGCCGUAUAGCAGAAGACCAGUUGGAAGGCCGCCGAAAAGGUGGAAAGACAAUGUACAGUCAACAACAACUGAAACAGAAUACGAGGCAGACAAACAGGAGUAAUCUUAGUCGCACGAAGAAGAAGAAGAAGAAUAAGAAGUUUACGUAUAAAGUACGUAUUUAUUUUUAAGAAAUAUUAAAUGUCAACGUCUUAUUAAUCCUACAUUGUUCAAUUUUCUGGUUUUACUCUGUAUAAUAAACAUGUUUUUAUUUUGUCGUGAAUUUUUUUUUUCACUUUCUGUUAUUUCGGAUUUGCCGAACGUUCGGAUUAGCGGGGUUCGGAUUUGCGGAGUUCUACUGUAGAUGCAUUUUAAAUCUGCGAGGCAACAUCAUUUUUUGCAUAAUAUCAUUGUAGUUACACCCGAAAAAAAGCUUAAAACAAUAAAAAUCUGCAAAAAUUAUCGCACAUUUCUUCAAAUGGAAUUUGCGAUGCAAUGACUUCGGAUGUAACUAUAAAAUGAGAUUAUGCAAAAAAUUAUGUUGGAUCGCAGAUUUAAAAUGCGUUUAUCUCGAAAACGGUUGAGUUUAGUAAGAUGGAUGUAGUAUACCUUUUUUAAGUAAAAAUAUUAUGAGAAUAAAAGUUUUGAUUCAAAAACUAUGUAGAGUGGGUAAUAAAAAAAAUUGAACCUAUUAAAUGAGCACAGAAAGACGAAUGAAUGUGGCUCCCUCUGGAUAAUACAUCAUUUUUGGCGGCGAAUUUAGAUUUCUUGUCCCAAAAAACCCCCGCUUACCAAAUUUCGUAUUAUUAUCCCAUGCCUGUUAAGAAAAAAUAUUCAAGAAUAAAUAAAAGUUUAACUUUGACACCCUGUAUGUCGGUUAUUAGGUAUCAACUUUCGUACUAAGGUAAGUUAGCUUAAAUCGACCUUUUUUAAGCUCAGGAAUCCAAAGUUAAGCUAUGGUCCAUUCUUUACCAAACACCCUGUAUAACAAGAAAUAUUAAUUAAUUAAUAAAUAAUCAUUUAUUAAUCAUUAAUAUAAUUUAUAAUUAUUAUAUGUUUAGCACAAAUUCAAAUAUAUAUUAAAAAAACAGUAAAAUAAUUAAAAAAAAAACAAAAAAAAAGCAACACAAUGUACCUAUGUAUCUAAAAAUAAUAUUGUAGUAUAUGUACCUACUUAUGUUAUGAAAUAAGAAAUUUAUGACUAUGAAUCUGCAAUCAAUCACAAACAAGUCUGGCUAAUUGGCUCUGCCAAAGCCAUUUUUCAAAAAAAAAAAUUAUUAUAUGGAAUUCAAAUACUAAAAAGGUUUAUUUUGCACAAAAUUAGAUAAGUAAUGUAAUGAAAAAAGAUUAUGGAAUAAUAAAAAAUGACCGCAUUUUUUGUCGAGUCAUUUUCUCUUUUUCCAGUGGGUAACUCUACGAUUAAACUAAUAAACUAAACUCACGAAAGAAAGGAAUGAGAUGGAGUGGCAGAAAGAGAAAGAGAGAGAGAGAGAUAUGAGAGAAUGACGGGAGAAAUAGAGAAUAGAAAUACUUCUUAUAGGUAAAUGGAGAGUUAGGAAUCGGAGUCAAAUAAAAGUUGUUAAAUAGUUUUAUAAGUUUUCUUUCCGUCAGGGAAUAUUGAUUAAUAUUAAUUAAAAACUUUUAUCUAUUUAAUUAAAAUUAAAAAUUCUUUUUAAAUUUAAGCACAAAAAAUCCAAAUCAAAAUGUACAACUAAACGAAAAUAUAUACUGUAAAAUAUUGUUUGCAAUUCAAUAAGUCGCAGCUACUUGUAAAUAUAUUGUGGUGUGUGGUUAAAACAUUCGAAAUUAUCGAAAAAAGUCUGAUUAACACGAAAAAACCACAGUAUUGGAAAUAGCUAUAUUUAUGUGAUAAAGCGAAGGAAAUUGAGGAGACCGUGGACAGCUAAUGCUACUGUUAUCUUAUCAAAACACAACGAAACGCAAAUCCCCAAAUACCUAUACAAGUUUUUUUACAAAUUCAGUUACAUUUUGUGAUAAUGACGAAUCGAGUGAAGAACUAAGUACUUUCAAUACAAACUAUCUUCAACAAAGUCCAACAUCUUUUAUUUUUUUGUUCUCACCAGGUCCAUUCACGAAUUUGAUAUCUGACUCCUGCAUUUGUUUUCUUCCUACACGUCUACGCCCAUCUACUUUGUCUUUAAGGAUCAGUUGAAGUAUAGAUUAACAGAACUUAGCAGUUCUAUAUCUUUGUUGACCCUCCUUGGUACUUCCUCAUUAGUUUUUCUUGCUGACCAAGGUAUAUUCAGCAUCUGUCUAUGAAUUCAGCUUACCAAUGCUUCAAUUCUGUUCAUUCUUGAUACUCUUAGUGUCCACACUUCUGUACCAUACAAAAGUACAUUCUUAAGAUAGCAAUCAACCAUUCUUUGUCUUAGUACACGAUUAUUGCAUUGAAAUGUCUUCAUUUUCAUAAAAGUAGUUUUAGUCAUUGUUAUUCUGCGUUUUCUUUCUAUGUCUGGAUCUAGUUUCUGUAUCUGGACUAUUAUCUGCUAUUAACAUGGUGUCAUCCGCAUACCUCAAGUUAUUAAUAAGGAUUCCCUUUUCUACUCCAGCUGUUUCGUUGUCUAGUUACUUCUGCCUCUUGUAUAAUACUUCCGAGUACAAAAUAAUUAGGAAUGAAGUCGUAUGAAUGAAAUUUUUAUGUUCUCCGAUUCAGUGUUAUUUAUUUUUAUGUACGCUGUCUUGUCUUCUUCUUCUUUAAGCACCGUGCCCAUGCAAAUUUUAGGCGUUUCUCGAUUUUGCGUGGCAUGUAAUAAUUGAUCUGCUGAUAAGCCAGUCCCUUGACGAAGGUGUCGGAACCAUAAAUAUUUCUUCUACCAAUUCCUCUUUUUCCGUCGAUCUUUCCAUUGAGUAUUAACUGCAGUACCUACCCUGCUGUAUCUCCUACCUCUCAUUAUAUGCCCCAGAUAUUUUCUCAAUUCUUUUUUUUAUCAUCUUCAUUAAGACUCUUUCUCAUUGACCUACUCGUAACUUAGUCUAUUUUAUUUAUCUCCUAUAUUCUUCUAUUUUUACUAUAUUAAUUCUAUCUAUUUUCUGAGCAUCUAUUCUUCUUAUUAUUUCCAUUUCUAGUCAUCAUCACUAUCUACUUUGAGCUGCCGUCUUCGACAGGCAUGCAAAUUGGCCGUAUCCAUCCUUAUUGAGUGUCAAGUUGUCGUUCUCUUGCAUACAUCACUAGCCUAACUCCAUUCAGUUUGCCUCUGUCUAUUCAUACCUUUAUUAUUAGUUCAUCUUACUUUCUUCCUCUUUCAUCUUAUCAUUUUCCAUCUACAAAUACUACUGCAAUAGUAGUCUUUCGGCUUCUCAACACAGAAGCCACACUUUUUCUUACAUUAGUUAAUUUCUUUUCUACUUCUGUUGGAGUUUAUCAUUCUCUUUACUUUCACUCCAACAGAAGCUUUCUUUUUUGAUUAUAUCGUCAUUCUACGAUAUGACCACAUCUCGAAGGCUUCUAAUUUGUUCAAAUUUGUUCAUCAUGUUAACCUUCAGCUGUCUGGUCAUUAUAAGAGUUUUCUAAUAUUUUUAUAUCUCCCUAGUCUAUUUGCUUUUGGUUUAAAAUGUCAUGAGUUGGUCGUGCUUUACUCUGACAAAAGCCUUUUCUUUUGUAAUUUUCACUUUUUAUGUCUAUUCAAAAUUUGAUCACUCUUUUUUUUCUUGGUCUUCCUUUGCGUUUCCCAACGCUGGAUUCGUUUAUCAUUAUAUUACAUACAAUUCUACAAUACAGGAAUACUUCUUCUUCUUCCGACUUUAUAAAUAGGCCCAAUGCCCCUUUUUACUUCGGUUUUUAGCCUCAAUUGACAUUGUCAGACCAUCUUUACCUUGGUCGUCCCAAUGAUCUUCUUCCAUUUGGCGAUCUGUCUCUAGCUAUUCGUACUAUUCUAUUUUCUGUCAUUCUUUCUAUGUGUUGAUUCCAUUCUAUUUUUCUUCUUUUGGUCCACAUGAAUAUUUCUUCUAUACCACAUCUCGCUCGUAUUUUAUCACUUCUUACUCUCUCUCUUAGAGUUUGGUUUGUUAUUUUUCGUAAGACUUUCAUUUUUGCUGUUUCCACUGCUCUUGUUUCCGCUGUGUACGUCAUUAUCGGUCUUAUUGUUGAUUUGUAUAUCCUGGUUUUCGUUUCUAUUGUGAGGUAUUUGUUUCUCCAGAUUGUGUUGUUGAAACAUCCUACUGCUCUGUUGAAAUACUUGCGUAAGUAUUUGUAACAAUUGUGUAGGUGUAGGACAAAGAAAACUUUUAUUACUUGGGGCAACGGUUAUUACAGGAAAAAUAAUUUCAGAUGAAUAAAGAUGUUCAUUUACUUAGAAAAUAUAAAACUUGUGUACUUAUUUUCAUCUUGCUCAAACCAUUAUCGUGUAUAUAAACAAGAUUCUACUAAAUGCUGCCAAUAUUUUAUUGUAUUAGUUACCUAUAGAUUUACGAAAUCUGUUAUAAAUUUAAAAUAGGUAAUAAAUAUUUUUUGACUGUAAAUAAAAAUAAAGAAUUUAUUAUAAAAAAGGGGUUCAAGGCAGGUUUUGUUUAUAUUCGAUUCAGAGUUGGACUACCAUCUCCAUAUAGUAACUAUUUCAGCAUCCUUAUGCAUCAUCAGUGAAGAUUAUGCAGUCACAACUCUGAAGGGAAUACAAACAUUCUGCCUCUUUUAAAGCAAACCAUCGCGAUGCGAUGAACCCGCCUUUUGAGACGCAAUACAGCGACAUCUCUCGUAUUACGAGGAAAA
Molecule: messenger RNA, 7066 nt
Organism: Diabrotica virgifera virgifera (western corn rootworm)
Lineage: Eukaryota; Metazoa; Arthropoda; Insecta; Coleoptera; Chrysomelidae
Product: ninjurin-1
Exons: 2
Coding region: 302-1075 (257 amino acids)
Biological process (GO): tissue regeneration; cell adhesion
Cellular component (GO): membrane
Source: RefSeq, a predicted model, not a curated record